AUGCAAGCGAUGCUGAGCGACAACCUGCGCGACCCGCCGUUCUACCUCCAGCGGAGCACGAGCUCUCACAACGGCCCAAGCGGUCUCACGCCGACGCUCGUGCCGUCGCACGCGGCCGUAGCGCCAGACACGCCCCCUCCGGACCCCACAACCUCCGGGCCGACCGGAGCCGCUGCCGUCCGUCGGCCCAGCACGGCCCGUCGGGCCGCGCCGUCCGAAGACCGGCCGUUCGCGUGCCCAGUGCCGAACUGCGGCGGCCGCUUCCACCGCAAGUUCACGCUCCACGAGCACCUCAAGACGCACACGGGCGAGCAGCCGCACCAGUGCCCCGUGGCCGAGUGUGGCAAGCGCUUCAGCACGUCGGGCAACUUGGCGCGCCACCGGAAGCUCCACGCCAUGCGCAAGAUCAGCUGUCCGGCCGCGCACUGCACACGCGUGUUCACGAGCCGCGAGAAGCUCGUGCCGCACUUGAAGGUGCACCUCGCGCGCACGCCGCACACGUGCGACUUUGCCGGCUGCGGCAAAACCUUUAGCACGGCCGGAAACCUCACGCGGCACCGCCGGACGCAGCACCGCGUGGGACCGGCGACGCCGUCGGACGCGGCCCCCGGGCCGUCGCCGACGCUCCCGCGGCCCAAGUUUGAGUUCCCCGGCCGGAGCGCGCCGCUCCCGACCGGGUCGCUGCCCAUGCGCGGGCUCUUGUGGCCGCCGCACGCGCCCGUGGAGCCGCACCCGCCGGCGCAGCGGAUCCUCGAGUCGGACGUCCAGGACCUCUUUGACUGUCUGUUCCUCGAGAACGCGCAGGCUGCGGCCGCGGCCGCCGCGGCGAACGGCCACCACCCGAACAACGUGGCGGUCAUCCGCGACCGCCUGCCGAAACUCGAGUUGCCGCGGGACACGCGACCGUCAAAUUCGCUGACGGCAGCGGGUGUGGCACAUCCUCAAGCUCAGACGUCGUACCUGACGGCGACGUAUGAGUUCUAG
Hyaloperonospora brassicae is the source of this 984-nucleotide messenger RNA. Lineage: Eukaryota; Oomycota; Peronosporomycetes; Peronosporales; Peronosporaceae. The record is from the annotation of a GenBank genome assembly.